AUGGCCGAUCCUCAGCCCGUGAAGGUGCCGCCAGUGUUUAAGCCGCUGCUGCCGUUCAUCCGGCGCGCUGAAGAGCUGGACCGAGACACGUCGCGUCCAGAGUCCAAGUUGAUCGCGUACUACUGCCGGCAGUACGCCAUGGAGCUCGGCAUUAAGCUGCGCGAGCACGACGCGUCGAACGAAGCGACGGACUAUCUGUUGUCGCUGAUGGACCGCCUCGAGGGCGAGAAGGACAAGUUGCCGGAGUUCACACAGGAAGAAGGACAGGUCAUCUGCGAGGACUUUGCACUGGAAAUCUUCGCCAAAGCAGACGAUGAAGACCGCGCAGGCAUUGCAAACAAGAGCACUGCUCGCACAUUUUAUGCCGCCGGCACGUUUUUCGACAUUCUGAACCAGUUUGGCGACGCGUCGGACGAUGUGGUGGAAAAACGACGCUAUUGCAAGUACAAGGCAGCUAUGAUCUUGAAAGCGAUCAAGGAAGGAAAGACACCGGCACCUGGCCCCCCGAGCGAAACGGAUAUGAAAAAUGCCGACGAAGGAAAUGAGAGUAUGAUGUCAGCUGCAACAGCCUUGUCGUCAGUGUCGCAACCACCGGUUUCGUCAACCAUGCCGACCUCUAGUCCGCCGCGAACGCAAACAUCGGAGUCCACGCGACCUAACUCUCCGCCACCGCAGUCGUCCGCGUCCACGACACCCGAUUCUCCGCCACCGCAGCCUUUGAGGUCCUUUCCGGUGCGAACCGACUCGAUGAGAUCUGCUGGUGCGAUGAGUGCUAGCGAACUCGAUGGACUUUGGCACGGGCCUUCUUCUGAUCAACAGCCGAUUCCGUCUUCGGCCCCAUACCACUCGGCGCCAGCUCCGACACUUCCAGCGCUGACGUCAGCGCACCAGAUUCCGCCAGCCCCGACGUCUGAGUACCGACCCCCUGCUGCUUCUGCGACGUCAGCACACCAGGCUCCGUCUACCCCGAAUUCUGCGUAUCGACCGCCUGGUGCUCCAGCGACGUCAGCGUACCAAUCACUGUCAACUCCAAGCUCCACAUACAAACCUUCGUCUACUCCAGCACCGUCAUAUGAACCUCGUUUCACGUCUCCACCGCAGCGCCCAGCUGCCGGUGCCCGAAGCACGGCAGUAUCGCAAAACGAGAUCAACGACGCGGUGGAGUGCGCCAAGUUUGCUAUCGCCGCUCUUAAGGUACAAGACAUGAAGCUGGCAGAAGAACGCUUGGAGAUGGCGCUGCGCAGUAUUAGAGGAUCGUGA
Molecule: messenger RNA, 1260 nt
Organism: Hyaloperonospora brassicae
Lineage: Eukaryota; Oomycota; Peronosporomycetes; Peronosporales; Peronosporaceae
Source: the annotation of a GenBank genome assembly